UUGGUCCACAUAUCCUUGAGGAGGAAAGGCGCAUCGUACUCCGACGGGCUAACUAUACACAUGUGUUUUUCAACGGUUUUUCUUGAAAACUGCCGGCCGUUCAAGUGAAAAGGUUCAUUCUCUCGCAGUUCACGGUUCAAGUUUUGUUCUGUGCCGCUCUAACGUACAAAUCCCAACGAAAAUGCCUACUUGGACGCAGAUGCAGUCACAACUCCGUAAUCCCAGCAACCCAGUGGUGUUCAUGGAUAUAACGGUUGGAACGUCUGAAAUAGGACGCAUGGUGUUCGAGCUAUACGCGGACGCGGUGCCGAAAACGUGUGAAAAUUUCCGUCAAUUCUGCACGGGCGAGUACAAAAAGGACGGUGUUGCGAUCGGCUACAAAGGAUCUAGUUUUCAUCGCGUCAUCAAGGACUUUAUGAUACAGGGCGGAGACUUUGUGAACGGCGAUGGAACGGGCGUCAUGAGCAUUUACGGUACUUCCACCUUUCCCGACGAGCAUUUUCUGCUGAAACACGACGCACCGGGUCUGCUGUCGAUGGCCAACAGUGGGAAGGACACGAACGGGUGUCAGUUUUUCAUCACCUGUUCCAAGUGUAAUUUUCUGGACUACAAGCACGUCGUUUUUGGGCGUGUUCUUGAUGGGCUGUUGAUUAUGCGGAAGAUUGAGAACGUCCCGACGGGACCGAAUAACAAACCGAAACUGCCGGUCGUUAUAUCGCAGUGUGGUCAGCUGUAGCAGGCUGUGAACGUGAAAUAAAUUGUAUGAAGCAUGUUCUGAGUGCU
Molecule: messenger RNA, 783 nt
Organism: Anopheles bellator
Lineage: Eukaryota; Metazoa; Arthropoda; Insecta; Diptera; Culicidae
Product: peptidyl-prolyl cis-trans isomerase H
Exons: 3
Coding region: 182-736 (184 amino acids)
Biological process (GO): protein folding; protein peptidyl-prolyl isomerization
Cellular component (GO): intracellular membrane-bounded organelle
Molecular function (GO): peptidyl-prolyl cis-trans isomerase activity
Source: RefSeq, a predicted model, not a curated record